Molecule: messenger RNA, 4322 nt
Organism: Galeopterus variegatus (Sunda flying lemur)
Lineage: Eukaryota; Metazoa; Chordata; Mammalia; Dermoptera; Cynocephalidae
Gene: ZNRF1
Product: zinc and ring finger 1, E3 ubiquitin protein ligase
Exons: 5
Coding region: 352-1035 (227 amino acids)
Source: RefSeq, a predicted model, not a curated record
CCGCCGCCUCCCUCCCUCCUUCCCUGCGGCUCCCCCGGCUUUCGGAGCCCGGGGGCGGCCUGUGGCGCGCGGAGCCCGCGCGGGACUGCGCCUCUUUGGACCUUGAGGGGAAACAUGCGUUUGGCUUGGAUCGUUUUAAAUUCUUAGUUUGGGAUCCCCGCCCGCCUGCCUCUUUCGCCCCGCGGGAUUUCUUUUCCUUUUUUUUUCUUUUUUCAUUUUUUUUCCUUUUCUUCCUCCCGGUCUCCUUUUGACUCCCUCCCCCUUUAUGCUCUCCCAGCCCUCCUCCCUCUGCUGAGAAGUGGGGGAGGGUCUCGGCCUCCAGUUUCCCGCCCCACCGGGGCCCGGGCGAGCAUGGGGGGCAAGCAGAGCACGGCGGCGCGCUCCCGGGGCCCCUUCCCGGGGGUCUCCACCGAUGACAGCGCCGUGCCCCCGCCAGGAGGCGCGCCCCACUUUGGGCACUACCGGACGGGCGGCGGGGCCAUGGGGCUGCGCAGCCGCUCGGUCAGCUCGGUGGCGGGCAUGGGCAUGGACCCCAGCACGGCCGGUGGGGUACCCUUUGGCCUCUACACCCCAGCCUCCCGGGGCACCGGCGACUCCGAGAGGGCGCCCGGCGGCGGAGGGUCCGCGUCUGACUCCACCUAUGCCCAUGGCAAUGGUUACCAGGAGACGGGCGGCGGUCACCAUAGAGACGGGAUGCUGUACCUGGGCUCCCGAGCCUCGCUGGCGGAUGCUCUACCUCUGCACAUCGCACCCAGGUGGUUCAGCUCGCACAGUGGUUUCAAGUGCCCCAUUUGCUCCAAGUCUGUGGCUUCCGAUGAGAUGGAAAUGCACUUUAUAAUGUGUCUGAGCAAACCUCGCCUCUCCUACAACGAUGACGUGCUGACAAAAGAUGCGGGUGAGUGUGUGAUCUGCCUGGAGGAGCUGCUUCAGGGGGACACGAUAGCCAGGCUGCCCUGCCUGUGCAUCUAUCACAAAAGCUGCAUAGACUCGUGGUUUGAAGUGAACAGAUCUUGUCCAGAGCACCCCGCGGACUGACCCUGCUGGGCUGGCUUGCUGACUCCUCUCAAAGGUUUAUUUUAUUUAUUCCAAGCAAACUCCCAGAACAGCUGAUGAUGUCAGGCAAAUCAGGGACAUGUGCUCUUUUUACCUUCACCUCAAAGACUGAUGACAAGGGGAGAAGACAGAGCGAGGGCAAGAACGAGGCGGAGGGUGUGGAGCCUGGCCCGGGAGCACGGAUCCAAAUCCUGGCAUGAAGUUUGGCUUCGGGGGCCUGCCCAGACCCAGCCAUGGAUGCAGCAGCCAGCCCGGGCAGACGGGUACAACUUAUGUGUUGUGCUCCACACAGGACAGAUGGCCCCUGUUCCUGAGAGGAGGCUCAUCGGACACUGGGGCAGAGCUGAGCUUGGGACACCAGUGGGAACAGGGCACCCCUUCUGCACUGACUUCCAGAAAAUGGUUCUCCCUUCCUCCCUGAGGACACUGCGUUGGAUGAGAGGAGUUUGAGAGAAGAAUGAACCAAGCUCUAUCCUUCCCCUCCCCUGUCAGCCCUGGAGGGAAAGGGCAUUUUCUUUUUCACCUUUGAAAGGCGUUGUGGGUCUGUCUUUAAAGUGUUUACAAAAAAAAAAAAUUAUAUAAAAAAAAAAAAAUCUCGUGUCGACUGGUGUUUUCCCUGGUGAUGUUUACGGAUUGCCAUUUGCUGCCCAGCUAUAACCCACUCAGUGACAGAAAUGAUCACAGCCAAGUCAGCCAGUGCAGGCAGGCGGGUGAGUGCACGCCAUCUCUUCCUUCGCCCGUUGGCCCUAUCCAUCAGCAACCUCUCUGCCUUGGGUUUGUUUCCAUUUUUCUGGCUUGGUUUUGCACCUUUCACCCCUUGGGACCCUGAUAUCUUGACUUCAUUGCCAAAAAAAUAACCCACUUGAGGACUUUCUCCCCUCCUCCAUUCCCAUUUCUCCUUUCUUUCCUCCUGGUUCUGGUCAGUUCAGAGGAUUUAGCAACCACAAGUGUCCUGCAAAAAUGCCUGAACAUUUUCUUAGGCCCUUGUGGAUUUUUCCCCCAUAAAACUUAAACGAAAAGACUUACUAAAGAAAUAUGUACAACAACCCCUGUUUUCAAGCACUCUGUUUGAGGACAUUUUAGCCAUUGAUGUUCACACGUGGCAUCAACCCAUGCAGGAUAGGUUUCUGUAUUUAUAUAUUAAAAUACAAAAAAACACAACUUACAGAAUGUUUAAAAAAUGUUCAAAGCUUGGGAGAAAAGCUUUCUUCAUUAGUCAAGGUGUUUUGAUAUGGAAUUAAAAUAGUGUCUGAUAAAAGAUGCACUGUGUGAUUUCAUUUUAAUGAAGUGUUGUUACACAAUCAAGAAAUGGGGGCAAAGGCCUGUCCCCCACUCCCUCACCUACCUCCUUAGCGUUCCUGCAGGCUAUUACUUGGGGUUAGAGGUAUGUGAAGUGGUUCUCAGAUGGUCAUGCAUGGUAGAGGGAAAGAUGCAGCUCCGAUGUGCAUCCUACAUGUUUACUAACCCUCACAUGGAAUCAGUCUGCCAUCAUCUGUGGAGUGGUUGUGACAGAACUCCUCUGGAACGAUCUGCAGGGUCAAAGAUCUUGCAGCCACGAGAGGCUGCAAGGACGUGGGUUCUUCCAGGUACCGGCCCAGCCCUUCCUCCGGCCUGUGCUCCCAUCCUGCAUCUGCCCUGCCUGUUGCUCAGUUUGCUUCUUGGUGCUGACUCACGGGCAUGCUUCACCGAGGCCCAGGAAGAGGCCCUGGUUUGGGGCUGAGCCAGCUCAGAGCUCUUGAACCAGAACCAGCCACUCAGGCUCACAAAAGCUGGAAAACUGCGGGCCAGGCGGGAAGCUCAGGGCAGGGGCAGCAGUGCACGCUGGGCCUCUGUCCCCUUGCCAGACAGGCUCCCGGAGCAGCAUUCCAGAGCCUCCUGCAGAGCCAGCAGAAAGCUCCACAGGGAACUGGUUCCUUGCCUUCUCUGCUGUCACCCUUCGUGGGCCCCCUGGUCAUGCUGUCGCCUCCAGGCUCCAACCCCACCAGGCCCAGGAGUCUGGACCUUGCCACCACCCUGGCUCUGUAGUCACCGUCCAUCAGAUGCCUCCUGCAACACCUACCCUGUGCAAGGGCGUUCAUUGCAGGCCAGUGGGCCAACGUGAGCCAAGGCAAGCAGGCACACACAGCAUGUUCGGAGAAACACAAAAGAAGAGUUCGUGGUUCUGAGCCUGGGCCUCAGCGUGGGACCUGCCUGAGGUGGAGACCCUGGGGACCUACAAACACCAUUAGGAGAGCUGGCAGCAAGAAUGUGGCUCAAAACUCUACAUUUGGGCUCCUCUACUUCUUGGCAGAAUGAUCUUGCAGAAACGACUUCAUCUGAACUUCAGAUUCUUUGCAUGUAAAGUGGGGACAGAUGUCACCAUGAGGGUUGGGGGGUCUGCCCUGAAAGCCCUGGCACAUGCACAGCAGGCUCCCUUGUAGCUUUGUCACCGCAAAGGGCACUGUUCUAUUCACAGCACCUCCUGCUUCUGCCUGGCAACUGUGUCUCCCUGAUCUAUAUUUAAUCCCACCAGCAAAGCUGACGGGGCACGUCCCUGCCCUGAAGGAGAUCUCCUUGCCUGACCCCUAUACCAGGAGAUGGGGGCUCUGUGCCCACCAUGGAGGCUUCAGGUGGCUGCUUUGGCAGUGCCAUGGGUGACCAGGCGUUUGUGAGUUGUGUGGGGCAGGGCCACAGCCACGCUGGGUGCUAUUCCAGGCUCUUGGGGCUGGUGCUCAUCCCCACCCCCAGUGACUUCCACUUCCACCUGACAGACUCCUGUGUGUGCUCUCCCAACUCAGAUGGCCAGCUCGUGGUGUGGGGUAGGACUGCAGUUGUCCAGGCUUCCCAGGUGGAGCUGGUGUUUGUCAUCCCCCAUCCAGACAGCUCUUUAGAAUCCUGUGUUGCUCCUGCUCUGCCUUUCUGGGAGGGGAGAGAGUGUGGAGGAGCCCAGAGGUGGGUUCUGGCCACUUUCUGCUGAAGGCUCAUCACGAUUUUGUGGUGGACGGGAGCCCUUCACUAAGAUCAUCCAUUUAAUAGCCAUUUAAUGGUAUUGAGGUUUAUAGGAAAAUGUCCUUAUUCUUAGGAGAUAGAUGCUGAAUUAUAUAGGUGAAUGAUUUCAAGAAAUGUGUAAUUUACUUCCAAAUGGUUCCCCCCAAAAUACACAAAGCAAAUAAGGCAAAAAUGUUUGUCAUUGAAUCUUCAGUGGCUGGUAUUCCAGUGAAUGGUGUACUUGUUCUUUCAAAUUUUCUGUAUGUUUGGAAUUUUUCUUAAUAAAAAAUUAUGGGAAAAUG